Molecule: messenger RNA, 783 nt
Organism: Fusarium musae
Lineage: Eukaryota; Fungi; Ascomycota; Sordariomycetes; Hypocreales; Nectriaceae
Exons: 2
Coding region: 1-783 (260 amino acids)
Molecular function (GO): protein binding
Source: RefSeq, a predicted model, not a curated record
AUGGACUCCCAGACUAAGAAUCUAGAUGGUCUUAAGGAGCAUCUCACUCAUGAAAAGCUUGACGAGUUACGGGAUUUCUGGUUUGAGCAUAUCCCAGAGGAGGCCAACCGCAUCAUUGCUCCUGGAGAACUGCAAAAGAGAUGGUUCUUCUCGGACAAAGAGUUUGACAACGUCUGCGUCACUCGAUUCAGCCCUGUACUCGAAGCCAUCCGGAACGCUGGUGUUACAUCCGCACAAGAGGUUCUGUCCGUUGCUCAGCCUCGGAACUCUCUAGACUGGCUGAGCCUUAUCAUUCUGCUCGACCAAAUUCCACGCAACUCAUAUCGCGGCGGGAAAUCAUUCAUAUGCUUCACUUACUUCGACCCUAUCGCACAGCAAGUCUCACUCGAAGCCAUCAAGCAAGGCAUCCCAGAUAAAGCACCUGAGAUUCGCUGGGUCUUCUCCCACCGCACCUGGUUCUACAUGCCCUUGAUGCACUCAGAGGAUAUAUCUGCGCAUGAAAAGGCAGUGGCUGCUUAUGAUCGGAUCAACCAGGAUAUACUGAGCUUGCUAGAUGGAACAGGCGGUGCAGAUGAUUACGAGAGGAAGGCAAGAGAAGUUGUGCAGGCGGAUCCUGAAGCAGCAAAGUCAGUUGGUGAGACGAAUAAGAUGUUUGAGGAGAAGCAUAGAGUUAUUAUCGAGAAGUUUGGGAGAUAUCCGCAUAGAAACCAGGCGCUUGGGAGGGAGGCGACGCCAGCGGAGGUGGAAUUUCUUGAGAGUGGAGGUGAUACAUUUGGUAGCUGA